Messenger RNA from Papilio polytes (common Mormon), 1173 nucleotides. It is a transcript of the gene Pu, whose product is annotated as GTP cyclohydrolase 1. Gene Ontology annotation, molecular function: zinc ion binding; GTP binding; GTP cyclohydrolase I activity. Gene Ontology annotation, cellular component: cytoplasm. Lineage: Eukaryota; Metazoa; Arthropoda; Insecta; Lepidoptera; Papilionidae. Gene Ontology annotation, biological process: tetrahydrobiopterin biosynthetic process; tetrahydrofolate biosynthetic process. The coding region runs from base 117 to 911 and encodes 264 amino acids. The record is from RefSeq and is a predicted model, not a curated record. The transcript is spliced from 6 exons.
UAUCGCUCAGUCAGCCAUAACACGACGCGACGACGCGUCACGUCAGCCAUCUUUGUUUUUGUUUGCUUGGUUUUUAUCAAAUAUAAUUUUACACUAUAAAUUAAUGCUAAUUUAAAAUGGCAACAGUCAACGGUAAAGAUUUAAAUAUGGAACCAGCGGUGCCGCCAUCUUCGUUGAUCCGACGCGUCAGUUCGCGAUCCAUUCGAAAUUCAAUAUCGGAAGACAAAGAAAAUGGCGUCGAUAAUAAUUCAAAGGGUUCCUUCGUCAGUAAAUAUAAAAAAGCACCGGAAGCGUUGAAGAGUUUCCAUUUAAAUGAUGUUGAAAAUGAAUUAGAAGUACCCGGCACACCAAUGACGCCACGGACGUCGACGACACCUGGUCAUGAGAACUGCACCUUUCACCAUGAUUUGGAGUUGGACCACAGGCCGCCGACCAGAGAGGCUCUCCUACCCGAUAUGGCUAACUCCUAUAGACUUUUACUCACAGGUUUGGGUGAGGAUCCAGAGAGACAGGGUCUACUGAAGACGCCAGAAAGAGCAGCGAAAGCGAUGCUGUUCUUCACCAAAGGCUACGAUCAGAGCUUGGAAGAGGUCCUAAACAAUGCGAUAUUCGACGAAGACACAGACGAGAUGGUAGUUGUAAAAGAUAUCGAAAUGUUUUCUAUGUGCGAACACCAUUUGGUGCCAUUCUACGGGAAGGUGUCUAUCGGAUAUCUGCCUCAAGGCAAAAUACUUGGCCUUAGCAAGCUGGCGAGAAUAAAAAAAACUUCUAUUUAUUGUAGACAUAUGUGCAUGGUGAUGCGCGGUGUCCAGAAGAUAAACAGCAAGACGGUCACCUCGACCAUGCUGGGCGUCUUCAGAGAUGACCCCAAGACCAGGGAGGAGUUCCUCAAUCUGGUGCACUCCAAAUAAAAACGAUUUAAUUCUCUUAUUAAAACUUUCGUGAGAUAUUAUACUAUAUUAUUUAUAACACGGGUAAAAACUCACGUGGGAACUUUCGGUGUAUUCACCGACUAGUUUCAGACCCGUAGGGGGUCCUUAGAAGUCCUUAGAAGGGGGGGUCGUAGAAGGACCCCCUACGGGUUAGAAACUAGUCUGUGCCUACACCGAAAGUUCCCACCUGAGUUUUAGCCGUGUUACAAAUAAUAUGGUUUAAUUCUCUUUUAUUUUAGAU